CGUCAACUGGAGAUGCUAUAUAGAACUGCCGACCAGUUACUGAAAAAUGUUAAUUCAAUUGUUGGCUAAUAAAGUCGUAUUGACUAUGGACUGUUCUCUCUUACUUUGAUUCAUCCUGCGUUGACCCACUAUCAACUGGCUCCACAACCACUAUUUACUAACCAUCAAUACUACUACUACAUAUCAACCCAAAGAUAUCUCAGUUAUUGAAGAACUUCAGAGAAGGAAUUGUCAUCAGACAAGAUGUCGAUAUCCAACCCCGAAUGGCAGUGGAAACGGUCCCGGCCGUCCAUCACGAUCGAGCUGCUCGAUCGGUCAGUGGAAGGCUCCGUGGCGAAACCCUCCUCCUACACCUCCUACACAACUUUGGAUCGAAUCGAAGGGAAAGUCAGUAUCACGGCAGAGACAGAUACCCCCUUCGAUGAGAUCAAGAUCACCUUCGAAGGCAGCGCGACCACCUUCGUCGAACGCGCGAACCCCAUCCCCGGGCAGGCAAAAGCGCUCCAUACCUUCUUAAAGCUUCGCCAGCCGAUCACCGAGAGCGAAUAUCCUACUCCCCGGGUGCUGGAAGGCAGGCGAGUCUACCAGUUCCCAUUCACCUUUGUUGUUCCCGAGCGCAUGCUGCCGCAGAGCUGCAACCAUGACAAGGACCACAUCAAUAUCUUCCACUCACAUACCCAGCUGCCGCCUUCGCUAGGGGGCGACCCGAUCAUAGCCCGCGACGGGAAGUCGACACUCGACGACCUGUCGCCGAAGAUGGCACAGGUGGCUUACAUGAUUCGGGCGGUGGUCACCAAGGAUGAGAACAGUAAUAACAACAACAACAACAACAACAACAACAACGGCGGUCAGGUUUCAUCCAAACUACUGGCAAGCGUGGAGAAACCGAUCCGCAUCAUCCCCACCAUCGAGGAGGAGCCGCCGCUGACUGUCGCCGACCACCCAAGGGACUACUGCACCCGCAAGGAGAAGGUAGUGAAACGGGGCCUGCUGCGCCGUGCGCUGGGCAGGAUCGUCGUCGCCGCCGCCCAGCCCGCACCCCUGCAGCUCCACGCUUGUGAGGGAACGGUGAUGGAGUCCGGCGGCGUGGCAACAGUGCAGGUCCGCUUCGACCCUGUCGGCGACGAACAACCCCCGCCGCUAGGGAAGCUCUGGAGCAAGCUCAAGGUGAUGACCUUUUACAGCGGGACACCCUGGGCCAGUUAUCCGUCCGCCUCGUCCGCACUGGUCUGUGCCCAGUACGGAAAGGGCAUGUACCAGGAGACCAUCCCGUUAUCUUCUCUAUGCGUUGCCUCUGCGCAGUGGACAAAGCACGGCAAUCUAGUCGGCGGUACUCCUCGAACCAGCCGUCAGGGAUCGCUAUGCUCUGAAUCAUCCUUCCAAUCCUCGACUCCUUCUUCUUUUUCUUCUUCUUCCUCUGCUUCUACUACGGAAUCUCUGACUGGACCGUCCGCCCUCAACUCGUCAACGUAUUAUACCACCUCCCUCGUGGUGCCGCUCUCCCUCCCAGACAGCAAAGCCUUCAUUCCAACCUUCCACUCCUGCAUCAUCAGUCGCACAUAUACCCUCGACCUCUCGCUAUCUUUCCAUCCCCCCAACACAUCCUUUCUCUCGCCUUGUGUCUCACUACGGGUUCCUCUGCAGAUCACCGCGGCGGGCUCACAGCAACCGACCAUUACCACCACUACCACCCCCUUGACUGGUGCAGAACAAGAAGACCCCCUCUUCCUCGCCUCUCUCUCUCAAGAGGUCGAGGAGUUCUUUUCCCCACGCAGCGUGGCCCCUCGGACCGGGGUUGAAGAAGAAGAAGCUGAACGGCCAGCGUUUCCUCCACAAUACACUGACGUUGUCAAUUCGGUGGCAUCUGAGAAUACAAGACAGAGAAGUCUUCGUGCAUGCUAGUAUUCUCUUUUCUCUUUUCCUCUUUUUAUUGUCACAGAAGUGAUACCCCAAAAGCAAGACAAAGUAAUUAAGUAUAUAAUAUCUUUACAUAAUGAAAUACUAUGGACAUGGUGAAUGAUAUGA
Molecule: messenger RNA, 2025 nt
Organism: Penicilliopsis zonata CBS 506.65
Lineage: Eukaryota; Fungi; Ascomycota; Eurotiomycetes; Eurotiales; Aspergillaceae
Exons: 2
Coding region: 244-1902 (552 amino acids)
Source: RefSeq, a predicted model, not a curated record